Hemiscyllium ocellatum (epaulette shark) is the source of this 2093-nucleotide messenger RNA. RefSeq names its product transmembrane protein 64-like. Bases 25 to 852 code for a protein of 275 amino acids. Lineage: Eukaryota; Metazoa; Chordata; Chondrichthyes; Orectolobiformes; Hemiscylliidae. The record is from RefSeq and is a predicted model, not a curated record. The transcript is spliced from 3 exons.
UUGGAGCGCGCGGUCUUGGCGGUGAUGCCGAGCGGGGUGUCGGGGGAGCCGCUGCCGCUGUGGCGGUUCAGGGCUUGCGCCUGCGCCGCUCGCUGCUGCCUGCUGGCCGUUGCCGUGGCGACCGCGCUGGGCGGCCUGGCGCUGUGGUCGUGCCGCCGCCAGCUGCUGCUCUGGCUGGAGGGUCAGCAGCUGCGGGCCGGCCUGCUCCUCUUCAGCGCGGCCUUCAUCGUCAUCUCCUUCCCCUGGACCUGGGGCUACACGCUGCUGAGCCUGGCCCCGGGCUACCUGUACGGCUUCCAGCUGGGGCUGGCGGUGCUGGUCUUUGGGGCGGCGGUGGGCACCCUGGCAGCUCAUCUGGUCACCCAGCGCUGGCUGCUGGCACCCAUGGGUGCCCUGAUCAGAGGCAACGCCAAGCUCAGUGCCAUCAUCCGAGUGCUGGAUGGCACCGGUGGCCUUAAGGUGGUCUUCCUGGCAAGGCUGACGCCCAUCCCCUUUGGACUCCAGAAUGCAGUCUUCGCAAUCAGCAAGUUGGAAACGCUGCAGUAUUUGGCCACCUCCACUGUGGGUCUAUUACCCUCCCAGAUACUCAACUCUUACCUGGGCAGUACUGUCAGGACCUUGGAAGAUGUGGUAAAUCAUCAAAGUCCAGAGGGCUACUUAGCAUUUGUAUUACAGAUUUUCAUCAGUGUUGCCAUGAUGUUAUACUUAGUGCGUCGAGCUCACCAGGAACUGAAUAAGACCAUCCAGGCCCAUGAUGCCAAGCAGCCUGAGGAUGAAGCUGUUCCAGACAAUGACAAGGAAACACACAGUACCAAAAGAGCCAACAUUCCACCUGAUAUGGACUUUGUGUGACCAACAAGCUUGAACGUGUUGAGCUGAAGCAUGAAGGCAGAUGACCACUGAGUGUGGAAAGGGGAUAGGAGAAGUCCGAGGUAGCAUACAUCCCCAUAGCUAACAUGCUCGGUAUCGUCAGCCCAUGGAUUACUGACUGGACCUGGCACAGAUAGUAGAGAGUCCAGUUAUGAAGGUGGGGAGUGGAGAAGGGCCUGUGGGUAUGGCCAAUAUGUGCUUCACAAACCUUGAAAUGAUAGCUUCUGGAUUGCUGUUGUAGAAGAUGGCCAAAGUUUAUCGCACUUUCCCUGAAAUGCCAACAUAUUGCUAGUCUUGUCAGCUGGGAUUUGCACCCAGUAUUGGGAGUGGUCAGUGUUAUGGCUGGUUCUGGAGUCUGUACUGGCUUUGGCCAAUGGGGAGUUGCCUGCUGGAGCAGGAGAAGCUCUGCUGACACGGUUAUUAAAUUCAUUGAGGGCUUAGGGAAGUGCACACCCAAUGCUAUCGGGCCAAAGACAUGCCUGGCUCAGCUUGUCAGUGCCUUACUCUUAGCUGUGAGUACUGGAGCUAAAUUUGAGUGGUGGGCUUCAGAUGUUUGGGAGAACCUGUUAAUGGUGCCUGGCUGGUUUCAUCUGGAUUUAAAUCCAAAGCACAAGAACUGCCUUAAUGCUGCUCUCAAGUGACAAUCUUGAUGAGAUGAUCAAUCGACUGCUGUGGACAAUAGAAGACAGUUCAUGAGGGAUAGCUGCUCUUAUAUCUAACUCAGAUAUGAGGCUUACUAAGUGGGACAGUGGAAAGGGAGCUUUAUUCUCUCCCUAAGCACUCCAGUCUGUGCCGUGCAGAACUGGUUUCUAAGCACUUCUACCCAUUCACUUAUCUAGUCCAGAUCUGUUUUCUCAAUAUUCCAAUGCAGAUCUCUUUAUAUAUUUUUUAAAAAAUCUCCCUCUCAUUUGCUGAUGACCUAAUUUCUAACGUGUUGAAGAAUAGCUUCUCAUACACUGUGUGUACAGGGCAUGCAGUGGAAAUUAAGUAAUAAAUUAAAAUAUCUGCAGUCUGUUGUUGAAACAACCAGUAAUGAAGGUUUAAUUUACAUAAUGAUGCACAGGAUCGUUAUAGAGCUUGCAAUAGGGUUAAUGCCUGAAACCAUUUCUAGACUCUGCCAUCGAUUGGGAGAUGUUGUUUGGAGCAUUUAUCCUACGCUUCCAUAAAUCUGGUUAAAAACUUAGCAGAAAUAUUGCUCCUGUGAACGUGCCUGACAUCUUUCU